Molecule: messenger RNA, 2083 nt
Organism: Styela clava
Lineage: Eukaryota; Metazoa; Chordata; Ascidiacea; Stolidobranchia; Styelidae
Source: RefSeq, a predicted model, not a curated record
GUUUGCAACUCUCUAUGUUUUGCACUGAUGACCUAAACGUAAUUUCUAUGUGUAUUACUUUUCUUUGAACUGAAUCAUAUUUACCUGUGAUUUCAUAAGCUCUUUUAUUCCUGGUAACCAAUUUUGCCAAUUCGAUAUUCCUUAUUCAUUGGUUUGUUCAGAACCGAACGCAUGUUUCUCUUGUUAUUUUGAUCAAACGUAGGUAACUGAUGAAACAUUAUAUUUGGCUAUGAGAUACUAUAUAUAAUGGUUACGUUAUUCAAUUCACGCCGUGAGGUUUCAAUCUCAGACAUGGCAACAGUUUAGCUUAUUUAUUCGGUAUGAUAUCAUCACAGUUCUAUAGAUUGAUUGCCUAAGGCAAAAUGAACAACAAGUAUAAGAUAUUAUCUCCUUACCCACGGGGAAAAAAAAUAAACCAAUAUAUCCGGAAAAGCGUGGGACAUAGAUGCUUAUAUUGGAUAAAUUCGAUUAGGUGUGUAUGACGCCGGUUUCAUUCAAGUCUGCUGAUACUUAGGUCGUAUAAUGGUAAUAUUAUUUAAGAGAUUAUUAUGCUGGCUAAUUUUGCCGUAUAUAUGCAGAACUCCGGUCAGAAUUUCAUCAUUUGAACAGUGCUACAGGCUGUUGUUUAUUCACUUUCUAAUUGUUUAAAACUACCUCUUAUAAUAGGCAAAGUCUUUAAAUUCAGUCUAAAUGGUUCAAACUGUGUGUCCACAAAGACAUAAACGAAAGUCUAAGAAUAAAUGAGUUGAUACCAUUAUUAAUUCAAGUCUUUAAAUUUUCUGUCGCACAGCGCCUAAUUGAUGAAAUGAUAACCUGUUUGCAUGUUUAUUUGUAAUUUAAUUGUUCAGGAAAAAACUUAUAAUGAAUAUAGUCAUUAACUUCGGGUUGGUAUUUGCCGUUUUCGGCGUAGCAUUGGGGCAGGACGACUACACAUUUGUUUGUGGACCCAUGGAAGAUACGGAAAUUGGUGAAAUAGGGUGCAGGGUUGCCGAGGGAAAAGAAUUGAAGGGAGUGAAAGGAGAUAAGGGAGAUCGUGGAUUAUUAGGUCAAAAGGGAACAAAGGGAAGCCGCGGCCCCUUUGGAAACUUUGGACCGCAAGGACCAAUGGGAAGAAUGGGUGUACCAGGAAAGCAAGGACCCCCUGGGCCCCCUGGUGAAAUGGGGAAGCCUGGUGAUGGCGACAAAGUUGAUAAAUCGGAGUUUGAUGAUUACAAAAGAUACAUGGAAGAAAAACUGCAGAUAUUACAAGAUAAUCUAGAUAGCUUAAAAAGUUGUUGCGUUGAUAAGGAUCAGAUUGAACCGACUACGGAAACAACAACUGCGACAACGACAAACCCAACGACUCCUAAACCAUCAGACAAUUGUUUCAUGAUUUACGGGGAUAAAUGCUUUUCUAUUAACGGACGAAAGAACAACUUGCGCACAGUAGCUGAAUAUGUCUCCGCUUGUGAAAGUGAGGGAGGAGCAGCUGCAAAUUUAUAUAGUACAGAACACUAUACCUUAAUGAUGGUAGCAUUACGAGAGAAAUUAAACCGAAACAUUUAUGCUAUGCUUGGAAUGAAGUACAAUGUUCAAGAACGAAAGCUACUAUUUUCCAAUGAAACCGAAGCAACUUUUGACGUAGUAUGGAGACCCGAGAACCCAACAUUCCACCCAUCUCAUACAUAUGUUCAAAUAUACAUGAAUCAAAACGUUAGCUCUCCACAGGGUUUAUACAACAGAGCUUCUAAUCAUAAUCGUGACUACGGAAUAUGCGAAUUCGCAGUAAAGGCAAAAGAUGAUGUACCUAGCUCACCCUGGGACAUAACUGAUCCAUGAAUCUUUUCAUAUAUAUACUGAAAUUAUAUUUAAAAUCUCUAAAAAUCUUUAACAAGAUGCUGUGUCAUUAUGUCCAAUUCAAUCUUUAUAUUUAGGACAAGUAAAACGAUUAUUAUCAUUUCUUCUCAUUUCUAUUGAAAUGAACAUAGCAAAUUAAAUAAAGAAUUUUGAAUCGGAAAAUGUUUAUGUCACGACCUUCUAAGAAUUUGUGUUGGUCUCGACGUAAUAAAUAGCUGAUAAAAUAAACAAAGCUGCUUGCACAGUA